Molecule: messenger RNA, 225 nt
Organism: Sphenostylis stenocarpa
Lineage: Eukaryota; Viridiplantae; Streptophyta; Magnoliopsida; Fabales; Fabaceae
Source: the annotation of a GenBank genome assembly
AUGUUUGAGAAAUUUGACUUUACCAAAUUGCCCUUGAAAUAUGCCUUACUCAAUCCGAGUGGAGAAUCAAGAAAACAGUGGCAUCAUCAGACUUUGGUCAGAAGAGGAAGACAUGGGGUUUCUCUUGUUCUUCUCUCCCACCGCUUCCAAGAUGUUAUGCUGAUCUGUGGUCUUGCUAUUUCCCCUUGUGAUCCUUUUGUGUUGAUGAUCAAGAAGUGUGGUUAA